Rangifer tarandus platyrhynchus (Svalbard reindeer) is the source of this 498-nucleotide messenger RNA. The record is from the annotation of a GenBank genome assembly. NCBI's taxonomy places the organism in Eukaryota, Metazoa, Chordata, Mammalia, Artiodactyla, Cervidae.
AUGCCCUCUGCUAGGGGGAGAGGCGGAGCCUGUUGGGAACACCUUUUGGAGCCCAAGCGCCUGCGGGACCCUUUGGCAGCUGGGGACUGGAAGCAACGGAACCAAAUGCAGACGGUCCUCGGUUGCUGGGGCGGACGUGGGCCCAAUCUGUCCGUCCUCGCAAGUUUCCCCCAGGGCUGGGACCUGGGUGAGGAGAAGGUGGUCGAGUCCCGGGAGCUCCUUUGGAACCCGCUCCACGCCUGUGGGGGAACUUCCAGGGGACGACGGAUUCGCCCAGCGCAAAGGAAACUCGCGCCUCUGCUCUCACGCUUACUCUCCUCAGCACUCUUUUCAUACCGAGUUCAGAAGUUUCUAAACAGUUUCCCUCGUCCGAGUGUAAUUCUUACGCAAAAGAAUGGAUUUUUUUUUCCCUUCUUCUUCUUCUUCUUUAGGACCCUUUUCACGUUCUCUGCGUUCGGUUGCCAGCCUCCAGGUCGACUUUUUGGCUUUAGGAAUUAA